Molecule: messenger RNA, 4305 nt
Organism: Zygosaccharomyces rouxii
Lineage: Eukaryota; Fungi; Ascomycota; Saccharomycetes; Saccharomycetales; Saccharomycetaceae
Gene: TRM3
Product: tRNA (guanosine(18)-2'-O)-methyltransferase
Exons: 1
Coding region: 1-4305 (1434 amino acids)
Biological process (GO): tRNA methylation
Molecular function (GO): RNA binding; tRNA (guanine) methyltransferase activity
Source: RefSeq, a predicted model, not a curated record
AUGACGGUCAGCGAUAACGGUAGUGCAAUAAUUAGUCAGUAUUUGGGCUAUGACGAACAAAUAAAGAUAGUGUCCCGACUAGUGGAAGAGGAUCAAUUAUCACAGGUGCUUGGCGUUUUAAAUAUCAUUUCGAUAGACUUUUCAGGCCGCAGUGAUCUAAUAGAUACCCUUUUUGAAAAUGUUAGGUCCAAGCUACUUCAGCAGAUGGAAUCUUUAGAUUCUAAAUCCUUUACCGGCUACGGUGACAGUGCCUACAAUGAAUUAAUCUCUGACAAAGAAUUGAGAGUUGUGGCUCAACUCAUUUGCAAAAUUGAACCAUUGUGGUAUCGUUUCGAAUCUUGGAUUGUUCAAGAAUUAGAGUCUUACGUAGCUAGGGAUCAUAAGAAAUUAUUUGAAAAUGUACUAUACGAACAGCUUGUAGACACGCAAGGUCGGGAGAACGGAAGUGAAUGUGAUCUGAAUGAAGUGGACACCAUCUUUCUAUUGAAAUUUCUUGAAACGGUGUAUUCCUUUGGUGUUGAAAUUUCAAAGGCAGAAAAAUUGGAUGAUAUUAUACUGUUACUAUUAGGUUGUAAUGUGGAAAUUUUGGCAUUCACUGCUUCGGGUAUUCUGAGAUGGAGAAUUGAUCAUAUUGCUCGCAGAGCUUUGAAAGACAGUCAUUUUGAUCAAGUGGUUUGGACUUUAAUUAAACAGUAUGUCGACGAUGGAAUGAAUCGUGAUUGGAAAUUACGUAGCGCGCUAAUUUUCACUUUAAGGUUCCUAUUAGUAUCUGAGCCUUCUUCUCAACUAGUGACGUUGUUGAAAACUGGUGAAUAUUGGCAGAAUCUGCAGUUUGCGUUGUCCCACAAAGUACAAGAAUACAGAAAGCUUGGUAUUUGCGUGCUUAGAUUGACGAUUGAAAAAUUGGCAUCUUUGCCUAUCUCCUUUGAAACAGAUAUAUUCACUUGGGAUCCUGCUCACAAGGACGAAUAUCUUAAAAUUUGGGAUAAUUUUACUACUCUGUACGAGAUCGUUGCGCUUGAAACCGCGCUAAAUCAGAUCCAAGCCGCCACCAGUCAAAUCCUUAAUUUGUUCGCUAACCAUAUUUUGCAUCCCACUUGGGGGUUGAUCCUUCUUUCCACAGGUUUAAAGGCAACCAUGGAUAGCGUUAGAAAAUAUAUGGUUUCCAUGCUAUUUAUGAUCGACGAUAAAUCUGUUUUCACCAGCAACGUUAAGGCCUUAAAGAAAACUUUUUUACCAGCGGCUCUAGAGGCCCACUAUUUUACCGUCAAAGGAUCUUCGUGCCCAUAUGGUGAACGGUUCUCGAAUUGGAUCACAUCCAUAAUUUCGCAGAGUAAGGAAAAUGCUUCGGUUGCCAUCUCGGUAUCUUUGGAAUAUUUAGUUGAGCAACCUACAUUGUUUGAUCCUUCGAGAGUCUAUUUGACCUUUGGUAUUAUAAACUCUUUGAAGGGGAAAAAUUCAAGGCUAAUAUCGCCAUACCAUUUAGAAUUGAUUAAAAAACUGUUCGAAGUGGAAAGUGAGGAGGGUAUCGUAGAAACAACUUUGCAAACUAUGAAUUUGAAAUUUUUGCUUCACACAGAUUAUUCUACCUCUCCAGAGGCAUGGAUCCAAACGAUAUCUUCUCAUGUUAAGAACAACAAAAAUGGAUACAAAUUUUUUGCCCCAUUGAUAGAAGAUUUCAUAGAUUUUGCAAUCGCAUAUUUCAAGACGGAGGACAUUGAUGAAAGCUUUGCUAGUUGGGUUCAAGUUGACGAAACCUUUGGAUUGUUAUCGGUACUAAUUCUUGGAUACGAAAACAUAUCGAUAACUCGCCCUCUAAUUUUUGAGCUUUCAAAAAGUGGCAUUUGCAAAGAUGAAUUCAAUUCCAAAGCAUCUGAGGCUCUCUCUGGUCUUUUAGCGGGUGAUGAGAAUGUCGAAUCUUAUGAGGGCGCUGAUGUCCUUGUUGAUUAUGCUGGCUUCAACAGCUAUACAUGGAAAUCUAUUAAAUUAGAUAAACUAUAUGGAUCGCUUUUGAAGGAGUUUUCAGAGAGCAAAUUUAAGUUCUUGGUCACCGUUUAUGAGAAGACUUUUGAUAAUGAUGCAGAAUUGUUGGAACUUACAUGGUCAAAUUUAAAACAACUUUACAAUAUUGUAAAGGACUUUUUGGGCGGUAGUCGUGAUUUCAAAUUUAAAGAUGAAAUUUAUGGAACUUAUAUGAAGUUUCUGUUCAUUCAUCUCAAAGCAUUUCCUGUCAAUUGGGAAGGUUAUGAUAAGAAGGGAGAUGAGGUUACAGAAUUGCUUUCUCUUUUGAGUUCUAAUGUGACAAAUGAAAACGGUAAUUACAAGGGUAAUCUCUACAUCUCUAAAUUGUGCACUUAUGUUCUCGAUUCUUACGUUACCGUUGGGAAAGGUGUUGCUGAUAACAAUAAUUGGAAUCUUCUAUCUGCUGUAAUUAAUGUUUUUCUAGCUAUUUGGGAAGAAGUCUUUAGUGAAAGAUUAAUAUUGAACCAAAAGAAUCUCCAUGAUGCGUUGAUAGAGGGGCUCUUCCAUCCAACUGUAUUAUACUAUGCUACGGAGAACAGUGAAAAGGGUGCUGGGUUGGCAGCAAUCAUUUCAAAUUGUGGCCAAGGAAUUAUUGAUCAGGCAUACACUAGACGUGGCUACUUACCUUUGUUGGCACAAAAUAUCAAUGAAUUUAUAAGGUCCAAUGCUGAGAAAUUAGAUGACAACAAGGCCGACUAUUGGUGGUUGAUCAAUUUGAUAUUGGGGAUUCUCUCUUCCACUCAGAUGAACGUAAACAUUUUCUUUUUGAGACCCGUGAUAGCAGAAUUGUAUGAUAAAAAGAUUAACUUGUAUCAAGCUGGGGGUAAGAGCUUGUAUGAGCAAGUCUACGGUCCUGAAGAAAUCUCAGCUAAGGUUUUAAUUAUCGAUACCUUUUUAUACUGUGGGGCACAUUUCAAAGAACAAGCAUUGGUCAAGGCGGCCAGAUCGACAAAUUUGUUAUUCCCCAAGAAACAGACAGAUGGGAUUGAAGAGAUUAAAAGGGUUCAAACUUGGCAACUUCUACUCUUAGGUAUCAAGGUCUAUGAUAAAAGUCUUCUCUUCAAUUUUGUGAAAGAUUCUGUGUUGCCCAGUCUUUCCGAUGACAUUUCGCCUCUUGUGAGAGCUUAUAAAGAAUGGUUUACCGCUUAUGUGAUAGCAGAUCACUACGAAGAAGGUAAGACCAAUGUAGUGGAAGAUUUGGUUUUCUCCUCCAUGGAUGAUCAAACGAAACCAGCUGUUACUGUGAGUCACGAAAGGAUUGCAUUCUUGGUGCUAGUGGGUUUGACUAGCGCUAACAGUGAUUGCCCUCAAAGAUUGUUGAAUCGUUUUAUGGGUUCGGUUAUUUCCAAUGCUACUUCGAACAAACCUUUGGUUAGACAUUUCUCCAAUUCUUUGAUGCUUUCAUUCUGGCCUUCAUUUUCUCAAUUUAUUACUAAUGAAACGCUUAAACAGAUUAUACAUCAACUCUAUUUGGGUGCUGAACAGCUUAGAAUUCCAGGUAAAUACAGAGUUGGUGAUGCCAAUACCUGGAACAUUUAUGAGGACUUAAAUUUGACUGGGGUCUUUGGUGGAGUCUUGAGGAGGACUUCGAGUGCAGAAGUGCCAUAUUUCUCUGAAGGUUUAUUCAAUAAGUAUUUGUCUUACAAAGGUUGGACUAUUGGUACAGAUGAUACUUCAUCAUUUUUAAUCAGAAGAAUUGACCAGGAACACUCUAAUGGGGAAUUCGCACCUGAUUCGUCUUCACAACUUCAAAUGAAGAGUGGUGCAUGGAAAACCUUAAUGGAUAUCGAUAACUCCAAACCCGAAAAGACUGUGAACAGGUCCGACCUGAUAGUUGUUGCCUCCUUAGUGGAUAAGGCCCCUAAUUUGGGUGGUAUCUGCAGAUUAUGUGACGUUCUUGGUGUCGGACUUCUGACAGUCCCCAACAUUAAAGUAAAGAACAACCCUCAAUUUAAAAAUGUUGCAGUUACCGCUGACAGAUGGAUGCCUAUAGAAGAAGUGACACCACAAGACAUUACGUCGUUCAUGAAACAGAAGAAGCAAGAAGGUUAUACGCUAAUUGGAUUGGAACAAACCGAUAAAUCUGUUAAAUUAGAUGAUCAUUACAAGUUUCCUGCAAAAUCUCUAGUCGUUCUAGGUACGGAAGCACAUGGGAUUCCAGGACAUCUUCUCAGCGAAUUGGACCUAUGCCUUGAGAUUAGACAAUUUGGUGUAAUUAGAUCGAUGAAUAUUCAAACCGCUACAGCUGUUAUCGUUCAUUCCUACACCGUGCAACAUAUGUAA